GGGGUGGAAAGCACUUUUGGCGGUCUCACGUGUUGCUUCGCUGUAAACAUCGAUGAUCUGGAUUUAAUUCAAUUACCCAAACGUAACGAAAUGAUGUCCGAAUUCUUGUGUCGAUGUAAAUAUAAUCGAUCGUGGUACAUAACGAGAAGAAUUUCUUGUGGUUCGUAAAUAAAAGUAUAUUACACAAUGGAAAAAAGAAGAAUAAACAUACCGUGGCGGCCAUAAUGACGUUUUACUUUUUUAAAUAACGAAAUUGAAAUGAAUUACUAUGGAAUAUGAUACUAUGAUGAUACAGUAGUUCAGAAAAAUUCAAGAAUAAUUAAUAAGAUCUGUUCUUUCAAUAAUUAGAACCACAAUUUCGAGUAAACGAUACAGCAAAAAUAUGAUUUGUAGAAAGUGAAAUUUACUUCAUAAAUGAUAAUUCACAACUGGAUAGCUACACAAAGUUUUCAUUUUACCUCUGUAAUUCAUAAUUCCAAUAAAUCUUAAGACAAUACACUUAGAGAAAAUGUUCAAGUGAAAGCAAUAACACUUGUCCCUUGUAGACCUAAAAUCGAUUUCCCUGCGGCUAUUCACCCCUAUAAAACAUGCAACUGCAGCAGACUAUUGUGAAAUGAUCGAACAAAAAUUUCUAAUUUUAAUUUUAAAUCAAAUUAUCCAACGUCAUACAAAAUAUCGCUCUCAACUAAAGAUUCUGAAUCGGCCAUUUCAUAUGCAACAAUCUAAUAAUAAGUGAAUUAUGGUCGAAUACCGUGAACCGAUGUUCAACAGAUGUGAAACGAGAAGCAGGAAUAAAAAGAAAAUAAUCCACACUCGUUAAAUCAGCGUACAGGAGUAGUUUGAGCCAUUACUCUGAAAAGAAAGACGGGAGAAAAAGUUCAAAGGAGUACGGUACGCUUUGAUUAUUGGCACACGCCAUUGCUAAUAGCAGUCGUUCAAAAAUGAACGGGAAACGAGAAAUGUUGGAAUAGUAUUUCGAUGUUUCUUUUCCACUUUAGAAGCUUUGAUAAUUAAGUAAUAUAGAAAAGAAGAUUAUUUCCAAAUAUUUAAGAGAUAAUACUUCAAGCUAAUAUACAUAUAAUAUAAAUAUAUUGCUAAGAAAAAUAAAUUCUUGUUUUCAUGGCAUAUAUGUUUAUAUUUAAUUAAAAAACAUAAGUCAAGUUGAAAAGUAACGAUGGAAGAUAUUAAAUUCUGCAGUUGUAGCACUACGUAUAACACUGUGUCUGCGGAACCGGAAAAUUGAUCCAAAGAUUGGUUUCAAAAGAAAGUUAUUUUUACAAGAAAAAGUAUCAGUUCUUUUCUAUCUACAUAUAUUGUUUAAGAAUAUUGGAAUAAUCAGAAAUACUAGAGUUUGAAAAAUUCUUGUUAUAUUGUGAUUUUAUAAAAUAUUAACUUUUUCAAAAAUAUAAUUUAAUAAUUAAUUUUAAAAAAUUCUAUUUGUUAGUUAAUAUAAUCGCUAAAUAUUUAAAUUAAAAAAAAUUAUGAUUGCAUUCAUAUUUAAAAGUUCAUAUUACUUUUAAAACUAUUGGCAGAUAUUUCAUUUAUGAAUAUUCAUUUACGAAUAUUCAGUUAGUUUCAAAAUUUCUAUAUGGAAUGCGGAGCAUCUGCAAAGGAACAUAAAAUAUAAAUUCAACCCAUAGUUAAGCUCUAAGUAAGUCGAUUUACGACAAUACCCAUAAACAUAUAGUAGUGUCCUUUACUGAAAUAUUCAUUGCAAGUUGGUUCUGUGGUUAUAUGGUUUCUAUUUUUUUUUCUUUUGGCUUAUUGCAUUGAGCAGUUUUUCAUUUUAAAAAAUUCUCUCUUAUUUAUACAUUACGAAAAGAAUGUAUUAUAAUUAAUAAUUAUAAUUUUUAAUUCUUUCAUUCAUAAUUUUAAUAUCUUUUUUAUCAUUUUAUCAUUCAUAAUUAAAUUUAAUAUUAAUUGAAAAUAAAUUUUAUGUAAAAUUGAAUUAUAUUUUGUAUCAUAAUGAUAAUUGAAUAAGAUGUUAAGUUAAAAUGAAUGAUUUAUAAGAUAUCUGUAAAUUAAUUAAUAUAUUUAAAACAUUAAAAUAAAAUUUAUCAAAAGUUAAAAAAAAUUACAAAAUUUUUUAAUUAACAAUUAUUUAAAAAUUCAUCUCAAAUGAAUAUAAUGUAAUAAUUAAGAACUUCUUCAAUUAAUAUUUCAUUAAAUUAAUAUAAUUCUUCACAUUUGAUAUAUUUUGUUUUCUAUUUUCUAUUUUUAUUUAUUGGCAUCUAUUAUUAAAAAUUAACAAAUUAAUUACAAUUAAAACAAAAAACAUAGAUAUGUGGACAAUUUCGAUAAAAUACUUUCAUUAAAAUUUUAAUUAUAGAAUUUCUUUUUCAGAGAUUAAUUACAGCAUUAGCUAUUUCUGCAAUAAGCUCUCAUUUUCUCUAUCUUUAAUCAAAGCAUGUAUUUCUAUCGAAAAUUCGUGUUGAUUACAGUGUUGAAUUUCUUUGUAGUAUUCCCAAGCGAAAUCGUCAAUUCCAGCAUUUAACAAGAGGCACGGAAUAGUAGAAGCGUAGACACUUUCCACUUCUCUUUUUCAUUUUCUGAAUAGCGUUGGAUGAACUUCAACAGGAGAUCUCGGUUUAUUUAACCUGUAACAAAUUUCCUGGAUAAUUUACUUACAUGUCAGGAACCGCGAGAACAGUGUUUUAACUCGGCCACUAACUGGACACGCUUGUUGCAUCCAAUUGGGAGUAAUCUGCCGUAUAGCUGAUCGUAUUUGUGGUAUUUGCUUACUUUCGUAAACAUCAGAUUACUUUGUCGACGAUUAAUUUGAAUUUUACUUGCAUGUGUCAAGAUAGGAUAAAAUGAGAUUACUGGAAAAUAAAAAAUAUGAAUUAUAAAACAAUAUUAAUAGAAGAGAUGAUGUUAUGGCUUUGAACAAUAUCAAUGAAUGUAAUUUUAAGGAAUGAAAUUGAUAAAAUAUGAUUAACAUCUUGGUAUAUGAUUAAAUUGAAAUUUUUUUAAAGAAUGAUAUGAAUAUAGAUGAAAUGCGAUUAAGUUUGACAUACUUCGAUUGAGAUGAUGGAUGAAGGUGAAGUAUGAUUAAUAUCCUUUGGUGUACUAAUACAAUUUUAUUGAAAUUAUCUUUUAUGGAAAUAUUAAUUUAAUUUUUUUUCACAUAUAAAGAAUUCUAUUUAAAGAAUUUUUAUAUAAAGAAAGUAACAAGCACAUUUUAUGCUUAUAAUUUUUAAUGAAUUUCUGUGUUACAAUACUAUAAAAUGAGACUUUUAAUAAUAUACAAUACAUUAUAUUAUACAAAUAAGAUAAAAUAUGAAAAAGAGCAUUAUAUUUUUUACAAAUCUAUAUUUUUUGAUAAAAUUAUUCUAACAAAAGAUAGAAUUUUAAUUCAUUAAGAAUAUAAACUUGAACAUGUAAUUCAAUUUAUUCAAUUUAAUUCAGAUAAAAUUUAAUGAAAGAGAUUUUACAGCUUACUAUAAUCUUCUUUUCUUCAAUUAAUACUUUUUAUUGAUAAUUAAAAAAAAAUUAGUUAUCAAUUUUUUUAAGGAACUAUUUCAAUUCAAUCAAAAAUUGUAACAAUAUUAUUCUAAUAAAAAAUUAAUAUUCUUAUAAAAUAAAAAAUACGUAGAAUCGAUAUUGUCUGUUACCAAAUAUCGAUCGUUUCACUAUCGAUUAUGUAUCGAUCAAAUAUGGCGGUAUUAUUUCUAAAUUUUGUUUUUCCUAAGUAAUAUUUAUUUGCAGUGCUGUGGAAUCAUCGAUUUCGUGACAAUAAAAUUUUCUGUUUUCUGGAUGUGACGCGGAUGCGCACAAAACUUUGACGUCAAACAUUCCCGCUGAACGGACAGGACCUUCCGGCUCCUAUGGAUAUUGAUUUUCCGUGUUUCGAGGUUUCUAGAGCAGCCGAAUAUGCGCAUGUACAGCUAUAUGUGCGCAUGCGUAGCCAUUGACAUCAACAUGGCGGUCUACGGCGCUCGAAUCUUCUUUCGUCGCAUUUCAACGCGUUCGCGAUGAUACACAAGGAUGCACAAAGUAUACGAAUGUAUAAUUUAAUUUACGAACCUCUUGCGAGGUCUUGCUGAUCAAUAUGGCUGACAAUAAAAGUGCCAUUGUCAUAUACUUGCUGAUCGUCAUUUCAAUCGCAAUUGUUGAUGGGCAAUUAUUGUCUACGGAACAUCGAACUCAAGCAGCAUCAGAACGAGUGAACAAUUUAUGGUGUUAUCAAUGUGAAACGAUGGAAGAUGGAGAGAGAUGUUCCAAUCUUACCGGAAAUUAUAGCGCUUUCGAGUACAAGUGCACUGGUGACAAAAGGACUUGCAUGGUGAAGCGAUUUUCUUACACCACCAGCACUGAAGAUUCAACCUCUAGUCCUCAAACGUGGUCGAUGGAAAGGAAAUGUACUAGUAAAUGCGAUCCUGGAUGUAUAGUGAUCGGCGAACGUACAAAAUUGUCGGCUUGCACUACUUGUUGCGAACAAUCGUUUUGCAAUGUUGGCACUGGUGCUGCGAAUGAAUUGACGAUAAAUUGGAUCGAUCUAUUUCUAGCUUUAGUAUUGCAAAUUACAUUGACAAUCAUUAUACAUCCGUCCUGACAUUGCAAACAAAAUGAUUCUCAAUCUUCCUUGUAAAUAAUAUAAUCAGUUAAUUAUUAUGUACAUAUCAUUCGAAUUUUAAUUUUGAUAAAAUGAAAAUGAAAAAUUUCGUGACAUUUAUGCUUAAACAUACGCUGUAAUAUACGUUGCAAUAUGCAUAAAUGUAAUAUUUAUUAUAUUUAAUUUUGUAAAUAUAUUAGAAAUCAAUUUGAAUGUUUCAUAUUCCAUAAAGUUACAUUAUACUAUAUCAUGGAUUAAAAUGUAUUUGAAUAAACUUUAGAAAAAUAUUAAAAAUAUUAUCGAAAAAUUGUUAAUAACACGAUAAUAAUUAAUUCAGGAGUAUGAUGAAGUAUUGUUCAAUUAUUUAAAUUGAACGUGUCUUCUUAUUUAUAAUUUUAUUACUAUAUUUCAAAUUAUUAUAUAAUGUUGCAACAUAUAAUAUAAUAUAAUAUUACUGUAAAUUGUAUAAAUAUUUAUGAAUUUUAUUUAUUUAAUUUUUGAACUGAUUGUUCUUUGUAAUAAACACUUUUUAUUGAUAUUAA
This is a messenger RNA of Apis cerana (Asiatic honeybee), 5097 nucleotides long. RefSeq lists its product as uncharacterized. Lineage: Eukaryota; Metazoa; Arthropoda; Insecta; Hymenoptera; Apidae. The record is from RefSeq and is a predicted model, not a curated record.